GAAGAUGCAGAUGGAGCAUACGUUCGACGAACAUAUGCUCACUUCGAUGCUCGUGGCGUACGUGGUGAUGGAUUACUAGAAGGCAAAGAAUGGACACGCGAAAGGGGCGCACAUGCAAACGGUGAGGAACGUGCAGCACAUCAUCAUAAUCACGAUGGGGAGAUUGAUGUGGAACGUAACGAGCUGAUGAAGAAGAUUGAUCGAUAUGGAUUCUUUCCUCGAGAUGAGAACCAAAUAGGCAAUUCUUUUGCUCGAUCACGCAUGACGAUACUUCCAGAAGCUGCUUUGAGUAAGAUUCCGAAGAGGAGAAUCAUGUUGCCUACAUCCUCGUCGCGACAAGGCCUGAGCGGCAGGAAGAAGAACAGCUGGAUGGAUGAUAAGCAAUCUUCACAAAGAUCCUAUGAUGCAUCUGGAAGCAAUGAUGAUAAUGAAGCGGAGGAACUUCAUUCGCGCAAAUUGCAAGCUGUCAUUCAGCAUCGAGCUUCGAAAGAGCUGGCCAUCCGUGAACGAGAGGCUUUACGUACGGCCAAAUGGGAUCACAUGUUGGACGUACGCAGGGACGCGGAUGGCAAACCGCAAUUCUUGUUAGCUGAUGGGGUGUAUAAAUCCAAAAAGCUCAAGAGGAGAGUAUACAAGGGGAUUCCGGACCGAUGGAGAGCGGCAGUCUGGUGGGCUUUAUUGCGAUCCCGUGCGCACGGUGGGUCAAGUGGUAAUCUGGAGGCUGAUUUCCACUAUUUACAACGACAACCUUCACCACAUGAUGUGCAAAUCGAUCUAGAUGUUCCGCGUACGAUUUCAGGACACAUUCUUUUCCAUACCCGUUAUGGUGAAGGACAACGAGCAUUGUUCCAUGUCUUGCAUUCUUUCAGUUUGUUGUGCGAUCAGUGUGCCUAUUGUCAAGGUAUGGGACCGAUUGCUGCCACUUUGCUGGUAUACUUUCCACCUGAACGUGCUUAUGCAGCUCUCGUUCAAUUGCACAAUGAUGAAAGUUUUGGCAUCCAUCAAACAUUCUCGCCAGGGUUCCCAGGCUUGGUCGAGAAUUUCUGGGUUCAAUACAAGAUUGCCAUGAUGUUAUGCCCGGAUGUAGUUCAGUCUUUGGAAGAGAAGAACAUCGUUACCAGUGCAUACGCAACAAAAUGGUACAUCACCUUGUUUACGAACGUGUUCCCUUUUGCAACACAAUUGCGACUUUGGGAUGCAUAUUUCUUGCAUGGAAGAGACGUUUUGGUGAUUGCAUCAGUCGCUAUCAUUUGGUCAUUACGUCGAACAUUGGUCACGGGUAACUUUGAAACCUGUUUGGGCUCGUUGGGAAGGGAAUUUAUUCCUGACGAUGAUGAUUUAUUGAUGAAUUGGAUUUUUAUGGUUUUGCAAAGGGAGGAUAUACGAAAGACAAUCACUUCAGCACGCAAGGAAUGGGCUCAAAUGGUUGAGCAGGGA
This is a messenger RNA of Meira miltonrushii, 1437 nucleotides long. Its product is annotated as RabGAP/TBC. The record is from RefSeq and is a predicted model, not a curated record. Lineage: Eukaryota; Fungi; Basidiomycota; Exobasidiomycetes; Exobasidiales; Brachybasidiaceae. The transcript has 2 exons. The annotation marks the transcript as partial.